AUGGAACGAGAGCCACAUAACCAAUCCGAAGAAGAAAAGAAACCGACAGGGCCAAUGGCUGCUGAGGGAGGACACCACUCCUCAUCGUCUUCUGGCACUACAAUGGUAGCCGGUGUGGCCGAGGAGAGCGUUAGCAGGAGAACAACAGGGCCAUCACAAACUAAGAGGUCUUUACUACUACGAAUAAAGCUCUUGAAACAGCUUGGGAUUAACGAUAUCCAGGAGAUAGAUGUAUGUGAUGCGAACCUGGUGGACCGGUUCCUAAGCAUACGAUUGGUCAAUGACACGAAAGAGCUGGAGAAGAUACGUGAUUCAAAUCUCACCAAACUAAACCAGAUUAUUGAUAAAUGUGUGGAGAGCGACAACAUCAGCGAUCCUACACUGAACAAGAUUCUUGACAUGACCAUAAGCAGAGAGAUCAACAAUGACAACAGUAACCACCUCACGGUACCGUCGCCGACAAUGACGAAGAAACGGAAGGCGGGGGCAUCCGAACUGGCCAGUCCCCGAGGCCACAGAAGGUAUAGAUCGGACAUACCCACUGUAUCAGAAGUGGAUGCGGGUGUCGGAUACCCACAAAUGCAUCAGCAACCGGGCGCAUACACGCUGCCGGUGCCUGCAAACCAGUGGAUGGGGAACCCAUAUAUGCAACCCCCACAACAAUUGCAGGCGCUCCCUCCACAGUACCUAUAUCCGCCGGGUAUGGGACCGCAACCCCCGCUGCCCACGAUGAAUUCAAACCCCGAGUCCCAGACACCCGUGAUGAGCUCGCAAUAUCUCUCUUUAAACCAGCAUGGCCUUUACCAACAAAAUAUGAGGGCGCACCCCCUCAUGAAUAUGGGCCCCCAAGCAAAUAUAUAUGGCCAGCAGCAGCCACAACAGCCGCAGCCUGCACAUGAACGCGACCCUUCAAGAAAAAGUUCCACUCAUAGAAGAUCACAAAGCGCCAACAUUUCCAUGGCGAACUUCCGGUCACCCAUGCGGAAUUCUCAACACGGUUCCUCUCAAAGACCCGUUAAUUUUUUAAUUCAUACCCCGAAACAUCCUCCCCCCACGUGA
Saccharomyces eubayanus is the source of this 1059-nucleotide messenger RNA. RefSeq names its product Pog1p (gene POG1). The record is from RefSeq and is a predicted model, not a curated record. The transcript has a single exon. NCBI's taxonomy places the organism in Eukaryota, Fungi, Ascomycota, Saccharomycetes, Saccharomycetales, Saccharomycetaceae. Bases 1 to 1059 code for a protein of 352 amino acids.